GCUGAAGCAGAAAAGAAGAAAGGAUUGGGACUUUCUUUGAAAGGUGAAGUUCAGGAAUCUCUUGAUCGCGCUAAGGAAGAAAAGGCCGAAGAAGAGAAGAAGCAGCAACAAGAGAAAGAAGAACAGGAAAGAAAGGCUGCAGAAGAAAAGGCAAAAGAAGAAAAAGUUGAACAGGAAAUGAAGAAGAACAACGAAUUUUCACUUUUCGGACAGGUAAACGAAGCAAUUCAGAGAGGAGAAGAAGAGAAGAAGGAAGAAGCAGCUCCGGCUAAGCCAGAAUUAGGUUUGAAGGCUAGUCUAUUCUGA
Trichomonas vaginalis G3 is the source of this 306-nucleotide messenger RNA. RefSeq lists its product as uncharacterized. The record is from RefSeq and is a predicted model, not a curated record. Lineage: Eukaryota; Parabasalia; Trichomonadida; Trichomonadidae. The annotation marks the transcript as partial. The transcript has a single exon.